Molecule: messenger RNA, 351 nt
Organism: Morchella importuna
Lineage: Eukaryota; Fungi; Ascomycota; Pezizomycetes; Pezizales; Morchellaceae
Exons: 2
Coding region: 1-351 (116 amino acids)
Source: RefSeq, a predicted model, not a curated record
AUGCAAACUGCAGUCGAGUUCUCCCCGAAGCCAACGGCGUCAGAACAAACUUUUCCAUGCCACAUCGUGCCGUGCCGUGUCGCAGUUGAGAAAGAUAUGUGGUAUUUCGUGGCGGAGGUUUGUGCGAGGAUUGGGGUUGUGGAAAGGAAGAGAAGAGGCUCUCUCUACGGUGCAAGUGAGCUAGCCUUGCCAAGACCCCCGUGCGAUGUGUUGUCUCUUUCUGCUACUGCAGACCCCCACAGCGCAGGGCCCAGGGUCCAGGCAACAACAUUUCUCACCGCGAACAUGCGUAUCCGAGCAGCGAUGCUAGUUAACCACCUCUGGAAGAAUAUUCCUAAAAGAAAUUCUUAG